Talaromyces amestolkiae is the source of this 1083-nucleotide messenger RNA. RefSeq lists its product as uncharacterized. The transcript is spliced from 2 exons. Lineage: Eukaryota; Fungi; Ascomycota; Eurotiomycetes; Eurotiales; Trichocomaceae. Gene Ontology annotation, cellular component: nucleus; cytoplasm. The coding region runs from base 1 to 1083 and encodes 360 amino acids. The record is from RefSeq and is a predicted model, not a curated record.
AUGGCCACCGAAACCGCUGCAAAGAAACUCAAAACCGAGGGGCCUCUCAUCGGUACUCACAAUGGACACUUCCACGCCGAUGAAGCUCUAGCAGUCUACAUGCUACGCCUCCUCCCCGAAUACCACGCCUCACCACUCGUGCGAACCCGCGACCCCGAACAACUAGCCCAAUGCCACACCGUCGUCGACGUCGGCGGCGAAUAUGAUGCUGCCAAAAACCGCUAUGACCAUCACCAACGCACAUUUAGCACUACUUUCCCAAAUCACAGCACAAAACUGUCAUCCGCUGGUCUCGUGUUUAUGCACUUUGGUCGCGCGAUUAUUUCGCAGCAUACUUCUCUGCCUAUCGACCAUCCGGAUGUGGAGUUGCUUUAUGAGAAGUUGUACACUGAUUUCGUGGAGGCGCUGGAUGCACAUGACAACGGUAUCAGUGCAUAUGACCCUGCGGCCGUGAGCAAGUCUGGAUUGGAGAAGCGUUUCAAAGAUGGCGCUAUCAAUCUGGGGUCUCUGGUCGGAGACUUAAACUACCCGGACCCAGUCAUUGCAGGCGGCGAGCCACAGGAUGAGGACAGCCUGUUUGCGCGCGCAAGCACAUUUAUCGGUGACGUCUUUCUACGAAAACUCCGUCUCGCCGCUUCUUCGUGGCUUCCUGCCCGCGCCACUGUCGGUGAGGCCUACCGUAAUCGUCGAGAAAUCCACCCCAGCGGACGCAUAAUCAUGCUUUCAGGCGGCGGCGUGCCCUGGAAAGAGCAUCUAUACAACUUUGAGUCCGAGACCAAGGCCGGACAGGCAGAGGAAGUGUACUACGUUCUUUAUCCCGAAAACUCAGCUCCAGACGCCAAGUGGCGGGUCCAGUGCGUGCCGGAGUCUGAAGGUAGCUUCAUCUCUAGGAAGCCGUUACCGGAUACAUGGCGCGGCGUGCGCGAUCAGGAUCUCGACGGCGUGAUUGCCGCUGAAUUGCAAAAAGCGGGUAAAGAGAGUAUCCCUGCGGGCGCAAUCUUUACGCAUGCCAGUGGGUUCAUUGGUGGUCAUUCGACUAGGGAAGGCGCACUUGCCAUGGCCGUAAGGAGUUUGGAGAUAUAA